AUGAAAUCGGAAGCCGGCAAAGUUAGUAACAGAAGGAUUGACAUGUCGCCGCCCUCCGCGAUUGAAAUAUCGGACGAAGAGUUGGUGUCCAUCUCCGUGAGGGACCUAAAUCGUCAAUUGAAACUUCGCGGCCUGACGCGAGAGGAUAUUGUCAAAAUGAAGCAGCGUCGAAGGACUCUCAAGAACCGAGGAUAUGCAGCAAGCUGCCGUGUCAAGAGGGUUGAGCACAAGGGAGACCUCGAGUCUGAACGAGUGCAAGUUGAAAUUGAGUUGGACCAGUUUCGGACUGAAAAGGCGCGUUUACGCAGCGAUAUCGCCGGUCUUGAGCAGAAGUGCCAAAGACUGAUUGAGUAUGCCGAUGCCCACAGUAUUGUCCUAGCCAUGGACCUACUGCGCGAUCAUCAUCAGCAGGACGCGGCUGCCUAUUGA
Notodromas monacha is the source of this 429-nucleotide messenger RNA. NCBI's taxonomy places the organism in Eukaryota, Metazoa, Arthropoda, Ostracoda, Podocopida, Cyprididae. The record is from the annotation of a GenBank genome assembly.